This is a messenger RNA of Oncorhynchus keta (chum salmon), 7838 nucleotides long. Its product is annotated as zinc finger protein OZF-like. Gene Ontology annotation, biological process: regulation of transcription by RNA polymerase II. The transcript is spliced from 2 exons. NCBI's taxonomy places the organism in Eukaryota, Metazoa, Chordata, Actinopteri, Salmoniformes, Salmonidae. Gene Ontology annotation, molecular function: RNA polymerase II cis-regulatory region sequence-specific DNA binding; DNA-binding transcription activator activity, RNA polymerase II-specific. The record is from RefSeq and is a predicted model, not a curated record. Gene Ontology annotation, cellular component: nucleus. Bases 108 to 1439 code for a protein of 443 amino acids.
ACAAAUGUAAAGAAGAAGUAGCACCUAAUUUCCUGUUCCUUAAACACGGAUCCGUAGUGACAGCAAAAUAACAAUACAUUCUCUCAACUAUCCCUUUCCUCCCUAAAAUGUCUAAACUACAGCAGAUCAAUGUAUUUCUCAACGAAAAAUUAACAGCAGUUCCUUUGGAGAUAUCCGUGUUAGUAAAAAAAACGAUCGCAGAGCACCAGGAAGAAAUCUCCCGUUUGAAACGGGCGAAUGCACGUCUACGAAGACUGCUGGAUUUGGUUUUCAAACCAGAGAUAAAGUUGCAUAGAUUAGCAGACCUCCAGCUGCUCACUCUCACUGAAGAGGAGGUUAACCCUGAGCAGCAGCACUGUGAGCAGGAUUGGAACGCCAAUCUGGGGCUGCAGGAGUCUGAUGCUGAAGAGUCUAUAUGGAACUCUAUCAACAUCAUAACCGUAGAGAACCGGACAGAAUCUGAUGGCGAGAGCUACAGCGAGUCCGAAUCAACCAGUGACUAUGAGCCCCCCUCUGACAGUGACAACAGUGAAAGUGAUCAGGUAAAUGUGGAGAAUAGAAUACGAUUGUCAGGGUUACAGCCUCUUAAAUCAAAGCGAGGAAGAGGACAGCCAAGGAAAGAAACUGGGGCGUUGCCUGAUCUGAAAUGUGAUGUGUGCGGAAAAAGCUUGGCGACAGCACGUAGUCUGAAAAGGCAUCACCAAAAUCGGCAUCUUGAGGAGAGACCAAGAGGAAGGCCAAGGAAAGAAACCAGUGAGUUGCCUGAUCUGAAAUGUGACGUUUGCGGAAAAUGCUUUGUGACAAGAGGUGGUCUACGAAUGCAUGAGAAAAAUAGGCACAGUGAAGAGCGACCAUACAUGUGCGACAUAUGUGGCCAAGGUUUUGUCCUGAACUGCUACCUGAUCCGACACAUGAAGACUCACACUGAGGAGGGACAACAUUGCUGUACCGUAUGUGGCAAAUGUUUCAAUCACAAGAAUAACCUGAAAAAUCAUAUGGGUACUCAUACAGGGCCGACUUUUAAAUGUGAUUUGUGUGGAAAAUGCUUGACAACAAAAGGAAGUCUGAAACAGCAUCAGCAAAAUCACACUGGGGAGAAAUUGUAUCCGUGCAAAGAAUGUGACAAAUCCUUCAAUAUUAAGGGAAGCCUGAUAUUGCAUAUGAGGACUCAUACAGGGGAGAAACCAUUUCGAUGCAAAGAAUGUGGCAAGUGCUUCAGCGACAAGGGAACCCUUACAAAGCAUAUGAUGACUCACACAGAGGAGAAACCACAUAGCUGCAACAAAUGUGGCAAAUGCUUCAGUCUAAAGGGAAACCUGACAGUGCAUAUGAAGGUUCAUACAGGGGAGGGCGUUCAAUGUCAUUUGUGUGGAACUCACUUGAAGUUAGCAUCAAGUCUGAAGAGACAUCUGCGAACUCACAAAAUAAAUGCACAAUGACUAAGAACACAUAACAAUGCCCUUUGUGUAAAAUGUGUUGCAUGGAAGAGACUAUUAUAAGAGCACAUCUCACCGGGCACAUACAUCUGGUCAACUCUAGUUUUGAUUUCAAUUAGGUUGAGUUGUCAACUAACAUGUGAAAUCAACAAAACAUUUCACAAUUGGAUUUAGGUUAAUAGUUGGGUGAAUAAAAUACUAUUCACUUACAUUGAUGACUUCUGGCAAAUCCAAUCAGUUUUCCACAUUGAUUCAAUGUCAUCACAUUGAUUUGUUGCUGUUGAAAUUAUGUUUGAACAAAGUUGAUUCCACCACUUUUUGUCCAAUAGGAUGUCACUAUAACUUUACCGGGUCACUACUGGGACAAGCCAAUUUGCUUACUCUAAGUACUUUAAACAAUGCAUAAACCUAAAGUGUUGCAGUAUAAAUGACUAUCAUUGAUAAACAUUUAAAUAUAAGCAAAAACAUGUACAGUUGAAGUCGAAAGUUUAAAUACACUUAGGUUGGAGUCAUUAAAACUCGUUUUUCAACCACUUCACAAAUUUCUUGUUAACUACAGUUUUGCCAAGUCGGUUAGGACAUUUACUUUAUGCAUGACACAAGUCAUUUUUCCAACAAUUGUUUACAGACAGAUUAUUUCUCUUAAUUCACUGUACCACAAUUCCAGUGGGUCAGAAGUUUACAAACACUAAGUUGACUGUGCCUUUAAACAGCUUGGAAAAUUCCAGAAAAUUAUGUCAUGGCUUUAGAAGCUUCUGAUAGGCUAAUUGACAUCAUUUGAGUCAAUUGGAGGUUUACCUGUGGAUGUAUUUCAAGGCCUACCUUCAAACUCAAUACCUCUUUGCUUGGCAUCAUGGGAAAAUCAAAAGAAAUCAGCCAAGACCUCAGGAAAGAAUUGUAGACCUCCACAAGUCUGGUUCAUCCUUGGGAGCAAUUUCCAAACGCCUGAAGGUACCACGUUCAUCUGUACAAACAAUAGUACGAAAGUAUAAACACCAUGGGACCAUACAGCCGUCAUACUGCUCAGGAAGGAGACGCGUUCUGACUCCUAGAGAUGAACGUACUUUGGUGCGAAAUGUGCAACAGAACAACAGCAAAGGACCUUGUUAAGAUGUUGGAGGAAACGGGUACAAAAGUAUCUAUAUCCACAGUAAAAUGAGUCCAAUAUCGACAUAACCUGAACGGACGCUCAGCAAAGAAGAAGCCACUACUCCAAAAUCGCCAUAAAAAAGCCAGACUACGAUUUACAACUGCACGUGGGGCAAAGACUCUACUUUUUGGAGAAAUGUCCUCUGGUCUGAUGAAACAAAAAUAGAACUGUUUGGCCAUAAUGACCAUCAUUAUGUUUAGAGGAAAAAGGCAGAAGAACACCAUCCCAACCGUGAAGCACGGGUGUGGCAGCAUCAUGUUGUGGGGGUGCUUUGCUGCAGGAGGGACUGGUGCACUUCACAAAAUAGAUGGCAUCAUGAGGACGGAAAAUUAUGUGGAUAAAUUGAAGCAACAUCUCAAGACACCAGUCAGUAAGUUAAAGCUUGGUCACAAAUGGGUCUUCCAAAAGGACAAUGAGCCUUAGCAUACUUCCAAAGUUGUGGCAAAAUGGCUUAAGGACAACAAAGUCAAGGUAUUGGAGUGGCCAUCACAAAGCCCUGACCUCAAUCCUACAGAAAAUUUGUGGGCAGAACUGAAAAAGCAUGUGCGAGCAAGGAGGCCUACAAACCUGACUCAGUUAAACCAGCUCUGUCAGGAGGAAUGGGCCAAAAUUCACCCAACUUAUUGUGUUAAGCUUGUGGAAGUCGAACCAAAACAUUUGACCCAAGUUAAACAAGUACUACCAAAUACUAAUUGAGUGUAUGUAAACUUCUGACCCACUGGGAAUGUGAUGAAAGAAAUAAAAGCUGAAAUAAAUCAUUCUCUCUACAAUUAUUCUGACAUUUCACAUUCUUAAAAUAAAGUGGUGAUCCUAACUAACCUAAGACAGGGAAUUUGUACUAGGAUUAAAUGUCGGGAAUUGUGGAAAAACUGUGUUUAAACGUAUUUGGCUAAGGUGUAUGUAAACUUCCGACUUAAACUGUUUGACGUUUUAAUGCAUUUAUUUGCAAAUUAUGGAGGCCAGUCUCCAGAUCUCAACCCCAUAGAAAAUCUUGGGAAGGAGUUGAAAGUCUGUGUUGCCCAGCAACGGCCCCAAAACAUCACUGCUCUAGAGGAGAUCUGCAUGGAGGAAUGGGCCAAAAUACCAGCAACAGUGUGUGAAAACCUUGUGAAGAUUUACAGAAAAUGUUUGACCUCUGUCAUUGCCAACAAAGAGUAUAUAACAAAGUAUUGAGAGAAACUUUUGUUAUUGACCAAAUACUUAUUUUCCACCAUAAUUUUCAAAUAAAUUCAUUUAAAAUCCUACAAUGUGAUUUUCUGGAUUUUAUUUUCUCAUUUUGUCUGUCAUAGUACUUUUUUGCCCCACUGUAUCUCACUGGUCACCCCCAAAGCAAAUUCCUCCUUUGGUCGUCUUUCCUUCCAAUUCUCUGAUGUAUACAGAAAAGAGAGACUGAACCCUGUGGCACACCCAUAGAGACUGUCAGAGGUCCGGACAACAGGCCCUCCGAUUUGACACACCGAACUCUAUCAGAGAAGUAGUUGGUAAACCAGGCGAGGCAAUCAUUUGAGAAACCAAGGCUGUCGAGUCUGCCAAUAAGAAUGUUGUGAUUGACAGAGUCGAAAGCCUUGGCCAGGUCGAUGAAUACGGCUGCACAGUAAUGUCUCUUAUCGAUGGCGGUUAUGAUGUCGUUUAGAACCUUGAGCGUGUCUGAGGUGCACCCAUGACCAGCUCUGAAACCAGAUUGCAUAGCGGAGAAGGUAUGGUGAGAUUCGAAAUGGUCAGUAAUCUCUUUGUUAACUUGGCUUUCGAAGACCUUAGAAAGACAGGGUAGGAUAGAUAUAGGUCUGUAGCAGUUUGCGGACACAGUGGACGGAUAAAAGACGCAUUAGAACACCAUGUGUAGACGCAUUUCUGAAAAUGUGGGCACAAUCAGAAUGUAGGCAAGAUCAAGACAGGAUCAGGAACAGCCCUAGCCUUUUGGGGCACUAAGUGAAAUUGUGUUGGGCGGAGAGAAGAAAAAUACGUUUAAAAGUUAAUUUUCUGCAAUUCUACAAUUUUACGAUGGGGCGUAAUGAAAAUGUGACCAUUUUAAAGCAAGUCUGCUGCAAUUCUACACAUUUUGUAUUGUAUCACAAAUUUCAUAGAAUUUUACUCAUUUUACCAUGGGGUGAAGAGAAAAAUAUGCAGUUUUACAGCUGAUUUCCUGAAGGUGUACAUACAGUGCCUUGCGAAAGUUUUCGGGCCCCCUUGAACUUUGCGACCUUUUGCCACAUUUCAGGCUUCAAACAUAAAGAUAUAAAACUGUAUUUUUUUGUGAAGAAUCAACAAGUGGGACACAAUCAUGAAGUGGAACGACAUUUAUUGGAUAUUUCAAACUUUUUUAACAAAUCAAAAACGGAAAAAUUGGGCGUGCAAAAUUAUUCAGCCCCUUUACUUUCAGUGCAGCAAACUCUCUCCAGAAGUUCAGUGAGGAUCUCUGAAUGAUCCAAUGUUGACCUAAAUGACUAAUGAUGAUAAAUACAAUCCAUCUGUGUGUAAUCAAGUCUCCGUAUAAAUGCACCUGCACUGUGAUAGUCUCAGAGGUCCGUUAAAAGCGCAGAGAGCAUCAUGAAGAACAAGGAACACACCAGGCAGGUCCGAGAUACUGUUGUUGAUAGAGGAAAAUAUAGUUUAGAUGGUCAAUUAUGUAUACAUUAAUGAUUAGAAACAUUCAUGCUAAUACUAUUAUAUUAUGAUUUGAAAAGUAUGGGUUCUUAAUUGUACUGUUACUGAAAAUGUAAGCAGAAAUUAAUUGUGUCUGUGUCUCCUGGGAAAGUUUUAAAGCAGGGAUAAGAUAGUACUUCAAACAGAUAAGAAUGUUUUGGUUGGAUUCCAUUAGCAGAGAGAAGUAUAUCCUUUAGGCAGGUUGGAAUGUAGUUUAUGAGGGGAGUGAAACUAUCUCCAGGACCGAAUACUACGCCAUUGUAAGGCUGGGAGGGGGGGUGUAACUGAUGAUGUCAUUUUAUGUCUUCUUCAGAUUUAAAAUGUAAUGUUCUUUGUAUUUUGGGUCAGUACUCAUCAAGAAUAAAUGCUGAACUUGUUUUUUAAGACUGGUCUCUUGCUAAUUCAUGCAAAUGAUAAACUUACAACUUAUCAUGAAUUAGAAAUGAGUGCGAAUUUAAUUGGUUUUGGCAAUAAAACAUAAGGGAAUUUAAAAUUCCUCUAUCAGUUGUGAAGAAGUUUAAAGCCGGAUUUGGAUACAAAAAGAUUUCCCAAGCUUUAAACAUCCCAAGGAGCACUGUGCAAGCGAUAAUAUUGAAAUGGAAGGAGUAUCAGACCACUGCAAAUCUACCAAGACCUGGCCGUCCCUCUAAACUUUCAGCUCAUACAAGGAGAAGACUGAUCAGAGAUGCAGCCAAGAGGCCCAUGAUCACUCUGGAUGAACUGCAGAUAUCUACAGCUGAGGUGGGACACUGUCCAUAGGACAACAAUCAGUCGUAUAUUGCACAAAUCUGGCCUUUAUGGAAGAGUGGCAAGAAGAAAGACAUAUCUUAACCUGUUAGACCUAUAGGGGCAGUAUUUCAUUUUUGGAUAAAAAGACGUGCCCGUUUUUAGCGCAAUAUUUUGUCACGAAAAGAUGCUCGACUAUGCUUGGAAUUGAUAGUUUUGGAAGGAAGACACUCUGACGUUUCCAGAACUGCAAAGAUUUUCACUGUGAGUGCCAUAGAACAAAAUCUACAGGCAAAACCAAGAUGUUUGAGUGACCAAGAAAUCAACAGGAUUUCUGGAGGCACGUUUUCCAUGAUCGCCUUAUAUGGCUGUGAAUGCGACAGGAAUGAACGGACACUUCCUAUCGUUUCCCCCAGGUGUCUGCAGCAUUGUGACGUAUUUGUAGGCAUAUCAUUGGAAGAUUGACCAUAAGAGACUACAAUUACCAAGUGUCCCGCACGGUGUCUGCGUGGAAAUUGGUGCGCAAAAGUCAGGUACCAGUAUUUUUCCAUCCGAAUCAGAGAAGAAUGCACGCUUCCAGGGACGGCAUUUCAAUGAAGAGAUAUAUGACAAAACACCUUGAGGAUUGAUUCAAACAACGUUUUCCAUGUUUCAGUCGAUAUUAUGGAGUUAAUUCGGAAAAAAGUUCGACGUUUAGGUGACUGAAUUUUCGGUUAGUUUCGGUAGCCAAAUGCAUAGUAACAAAACGGAACGUUGUGUCCUACACAAGCAUCUUUCAGGAAAAACUGGACAUCUGCUAUGUAACUGAGAGUCUCCUCAUUGAAACAUCUGAAGUUCUUCAAAGGUAAAUUAUUUUAUUUGAUCCCUUUGCUGGUUUUUGUGAAUGUUGCGUGCUAAAUGCUAACGCUAAAUGCUAAGCUAGCUAUCACCACUCUUACACAAAUUAUUGAUUUUCUCUGGUUCUAAAGCAUAUUUUGAAAAUCUGAGACGACAGGAUUGUUAAGAAAAGGAUAAGCUUGAGGGCAGGCAUAUUUAUUUCAUUUCAUUUGCAAUUUUUAGAAAUCGCUAAUGUUGCGUUAUGGUAAUGAGCUUGAGGCUGUAGUCACGAUCCCGCAUGCGGGAUGGGGCGGACUAAGAUUAAAGAUAUACAUAAAAAUUGUCGUCGUUUAAAGUUUGCCACAAGCCACCUGGGAGACACACCAAACAUGUGGAAGAAGGUGCUCUGGUCAGAUGAAACCAAAAUUGAACUUUUUGGCAACAAUGCAAAACGUUAUAUUUGGCGUAAAAGCAACACAGCUCAUCACCCUGAACACACCAUCCCCACUGUCAAACGUGGCAGCAUCAUGGUUUGGGCCUGCUUUUCUUCAGCAGGGACAGGGAAGAUGGUUAAAAUUGAUGGGAAGAUGGAUGGAGCCAAAUACAGGACCAUUCUGGAAGAAAACCUGAUGGAGUCUGCAAAAGACCUGAGACUGGGACGGAGAUUUGUCUUCCAACAAGACAAUGAUCCAAAACAUAAAGCAAAAUCUACAAUGGAAUGGUUCAAAAAUAAACAUAUCCAGGUGUUAGAAUGGCCAAGUCAAAGUCCAGACCUGAAUCCAAUCGAGAAUCUGUGGAAAGAACUGAAAACUGCUGUUCACAAAUGCUCUCCAUUCAACCUCACUGAGCUCGAGCUGUUUUGCAAGGAGGAAUGGGAAAAAAUGUCAGUCUCUCGAUGUGCAAAACUGAUAGAGACAUACCCCAAGCGACUUACAGCUGUAAUCGCAGCAAAAGGUGGCGCUACAAAGUAUUAACUUAAGGGGGCUGAAUAAUUUUGGACGCCCAAUUUUUCCGUUUUUGAUUUGUUAAAAAAGUUUGAAAUGUCCAAUAAAUGUCGUUCCACUUCA